AUGCAGAAUUGUAGCGUGCUUGUCAUGACACCAUCGAUACUGGAGGUUCUAGAGCCACCGCAAUCAUUGCACGACUAUCCAAGGCUCGACAGAAUCAUCUUGGGUGGAGAGACAGCCUCGAAAAAGCUGUUGGCCUCCUGGAGCAUUUUGCAGCGGCCGAUAUGGAUUGCAUAUGGACCUACAGAAGCAACCUGCGCGACCCUGACUACGCGUGUCGAGGUCUGCCCUCAGACUGGGGAGUUCAAGCCAUCAGUACUAGGGAGUCCUAUCCAUGGUGCUAGAGUGCUGAUAGUGGAUGAUUCGAGGAGCGAGAUCCAGGCUGUUGGGGAAGAGGGAGAACUGUUGAUUUCCGGGACUGGACUGGCCAGGGGCUACUGGCGGGACAAACCAAAGACAGGUGAGAAGUUCUUCUUGUACAAGGGCCAGCGCACAUACAGUACAGGCGACCGUGCGAGAUGGUAUAUCAAUGCAUCCGGCGAAAGAGUGGUCGAGUUUUGUGGUAGGCACGAUCGAACCGUCAAGAUCCGAGGAUUCCUUGUCAACCUUGAGCUGGAUAUCGAUGCAGCGUUACCGACCAUGGAUCCCAAGAUCACAGUGGCGUAUUCAGUCCAGGUAUAUGGCAAAUUAUACACUGCCCUGACACCAGUACCUCACAACGUCGCCGAGCUAAAGUCACGAUGGAGAGCUAGAGUUCCCCCCUAUCUCGUGCCAGACCAUAUGGUAGGGCUUGAGUCGCUCCCGAUGACGCCAAAUGGCAAGGUUGACCCUCGAAAGUUGGCCGAGAUCUUGAGGGCCAUCAUAUCGGAUACCCGAGAGGAUGUGGAAGAUGCUGGUAGUUUGGAAUCUACCAUAAUUGGUGGAAUGGCACGCAUACUUGACAUACCGGUGUCUACGAUCGACCUGAACCAGUCUUUUGUUAGCCAGGGACUUCAUUCUAUAGCAGCCAUCAUGCUCUGCUCGCACUGUCGGAAGCAAGGGUUUGCUAUACCCAUGGAAGACUUGCUCGGGUCGCCCACAAUCAAGGAUUUGCUCCAGAUUUACAGCUGCGCAGCUCGUACACCGGUAGAUGCGGAACCUGCAGCUGUAAUAGCCUCAGUGGCACCCCUCACAGCGUUGCAAAAGAUGCUCAUCUACGACAGCAUGCAUCAAAAGACUGCGAAUGUGGUGCAACACAUUGCCACGUAUGAGAGCAAGGACAUACAGCAUCUGCGACAGGCUUGGGAUGCCGUGAUCUCAGUGGAGCCCAUAUUCCGGAUGGAGCUGGACAUCAAUACCCACACACAGCGCAUCGGCAAAGAAGCAAGAGUGCGCUGGACAGAGUUUGAUGUCGAGACAAUCCAUGAGAUUGAGCAGAGGACCAAGCAAAUGGCAGCGGCCACUGGCUUAGGUGCCUCGUUUGCUAUCUUGCACCACCGAGGCGCUUUGCUGCCUUGCGACCAGAGCGUUGUCAUAUUCUCCAUACACCACGCUCUGGUAGACGGCUUUUCCGCUUCACUUAUCCUCAACAAGGUCGCUGCUGCUACUCGAAACAUUCCAGUCGAUCCGUCACCGCCUUUCACCGUUGCAGCGGACAAGAUCCGAGAGAAUGCAGCACACACGUAUGCUGAAGCGGCUGCCUUCUGGAAACAGCAGGAUCGGGACUUUGGCGAUGCCAUUGGUGACAUGUUGCUCCCGAAGCUACCAACGGUUGAGCCCGACACGACCGCUGAAUACACCGUACAGACAGGGCUGAGUAGUACAUCGCUCGCGAAGCUCUGCCAUGCGGGAAGAUCGACGGCCGCGACAUUCCACUACGCAGCAUGGGCACUCGUACUUUCCAGUUACACGAACGCCGCAACAGUGCUUUUUGGGGCUGUUCUUUCCGCCCGGACUCUGGGGUUCCAAGGAGCAGAGAGCAUCAUCGGCCCACUCAUAGCGACACAACCACUACGUAUGGCUAUUGACAGACGCGCAUCAACCGAUGCAUUCCUGCAGCAGACACACGACGCGGUGCGUUCUCUAUCCAGAUUUCAGGCAUCUGAGCGCAGAGGGGAGCCGUUGCGUUUCUCGUCGGCUCUGGCGAUCCAGUAUGACUCGCCCGCGCUUGAGCCAGCAGGAAUCGAGGCAGUCCAGCCGCCAGUCGUCGCCGAGUCUCCGGCACUGCCGCUCAAUGUCCUGGUCGAGGGAGAUGGGCGGGUACGAUUCGUGUAUCGUUGCAACAGCUUUAGCAACGAGCACGUGCGUCAGAUCGCGAGUCUAUACCACAACCUCUUGCACAGUUUGACGCGUCCAGACCUCACCGUCGACGGAUCCUUAAGGGCGCGCCUCGAUGCAGCGACGUCGCGCAUGCUGCUGGCUCGCGGCAACGGCCAUUCUCCUCUUUCUUACGUCCGUGCAACUGGGCCGACAGUAACGAGUUGCAUUGAGAAUGCAGCGCAGGCCAACGCUGCACGUGUCGCUGUAGAGAAGGGAGACGUCCAGCUGAGCUAUGCAGAGCUGAUGACGCGUGCGGGACGUGUAGCAGCUGUCACCGAGGAGUUUGUCAAGCCGGGCGACGUCGUGUGUGUUGUAGCAGACCGCUCGAUCAACUGGAUUGUGGGCGUAUGCGCAGCACUCAAGGCUGGUGCAGUCUAUUGUCCUCUCGACGCCUCGCACACACCGGAAUAUCGCGGCGAGCUGCUGAGAAGCAGUGGCGCGAAGUUGUUGCUGUGUACUGAGAUGUCACAGUUGGUCGAUGCGCCAACAGCAAACGGCGUUCCAAUGCUCGACAUCAAUGCUCUCUUGGCAGAUGAAACGCCACGUCAUCGACACGUGACGACCAGGGCGCCUAGCGUCCAUGACGCCGCAUUCCUCUGCUUCACAUCGGGGUCUACUGGUAAACCCAAAGGUACGUCUCCUCACUAUAGAUGCUCCCGCUUCUGUCGCAUAUGCUAA
Messenger RNA from Alternaria ventricosa, 2913 nucleotides. RefSeq names its product putative NRPS-like protein biosynthetic cluster. Gene Ontology annotation, biological process: amino acid activation for nonribosomal peptide biosynthetic process; secondary metabolite biosynthetic process. The coding region runs from base 1 to 2913 and encodes 970 amino acids. Gene Ontology annotation, cellular component: cytoplasm. The transcript is spliced from 2 exons. Gene Ontology annotation, molecular function: phosphopantetheine binding; catalytic activity. The record is from RefSeq and is a predicted model, not a curated record. NCBI's taxonomy places the organism in Eukaryota, Fungi, Ascomycota, Dothideomycetes, Pleosporales, Pleosporaceae.